Messenger RNA from Macrobrachium nipponense, 760 nucleotides. RefSeq lists its product as uncharacterized. Lineage: Eukaryota; Metazoa; Arthropoda; Malacostraca; Decapoda; Palaemonidae. The record is from RefSeq and is a predicted model, not a curated record. The transcript is spliced from 2 exons. The coding region runs from base 29 to 640 and encodes 203 amino acids.
AUUCAUAACUCAGUUGCCCUUCCUCCUGAUGGGAUCAGUAACACGUGGGACCAUGAGAGUGUUGAUUGGAGUCCUGUUGGUAGCCUUCGUGGCUGCAGAGCAGAAACGUUCAGCUGACCCUGGAAUUGGUCAUGGGGGACUUGGAGGACUCGUAGGAAUAGGACUCCUUGGAGGGUUAGAAGGCCUCGGCCAUGGAUUAGGACUCAGUGGAGGAUAUGGUGGUGGGUAUGGUGGUUAUGGUGGUCUCCUGAGCGCUGGCAAUUAUGCUAACGGAUACAGCCACUCCACCGGAUACAACCAUGGAAACCACAUUCUAAAUGGAUAUGGAGGAUCUGGAGGACUUUCACAUGGUCACCUUAGCAAACACUUGCUCGGCAAACGAAAUGCUGAUCCCGAACCAGGUUUAGCCCUUGGAGGACUUGGUGGACUAGGCUAUGGAGGCCUUGGGCUUGGCGGGCUAGGUUAUGGCUUAGGCCUCAAUAAUGGAUAUGGUGGAGGAUAUGGUGGUCUCUUGAGUGCUGGGAACUAUGGCAAUGGAUAUAGCCAUUCUACGGGAUACAACCAUGGAAAACACAUUGGAAAUGCUUACAGUGGAUUGGGAGAGCUUUCACACAGACACGCCAACAUCAUAGGAAAGUGAACGGUUUAUCUUUAACCUAUACUGGAAUGAAGGAGGCUGGUGUUUCCACUGAAGCAGCUUUUUCUUUUUUUGGAAACCAAUAAGAGCUUGACAACCCUAGCUACUUUGUCACAGAAGAAU